AUGCCUAAGUCAAAGGAACUUGUUUCUUCAAGCUCUUCUGGUAGCGAUUCUGACAGUGAAGUUGACAAAAAGCUAAAGAGGAAAAAGCAAGUUGCUCCAGAAAAACCUGUAAAGAAGCAAAAAACUGGUGAGACCUCCAGAGCACUGUCAUCCUCCAAGCAGAGCAGCAGCAGCAGAGAUGAUAACAUGUUUCAGAUUGGGAAAAUGAGGUAUGUUAGUGUUCGGGACUUUAAAGGGAAAGUCUUAAUUGAUAUUAGAGAAUAUUGGAUGGAUCCAGAAGGUGAAAUGAAACCAGGAAGAAAAGGUAUAUCUUUAAAUCCUGAACAAUGGAGCCAGCUGAAGGAACAGAUUUCUGACAUUGAUGAUGCAGUAAGAAAACUGUAA
Messenger RNA from Rangifer tarandus platyrhynchus (Svalbard reindeer), 384 nucleotides. NCBI's taxonomy places the organism in Eukaryota, Metazoa, Chordata, Mammalia, Artiodactyla, Cervidae. The record is from the annotation of a GenBank genome assembly.